Molecule: messenger RNA, 1476 nt
Organism: Sphaerulina musiva SO2202
Lineage: Eukaryota; Fungi; Ascomycota; Dothideomycetes; Mycosphaerellales; Mycosphaerellaceae
Product: DUF1365-domain-containing protein
Exons: 1
Source: RefSeq, a predicted model, not a curated record
CGUACCAAUCACUCCCGGACGUUCCCCAAGAAGCAUUCUUUUUCGUACAGUUACCUUUUCGUGGGUGUACCAGUUGGCAUGCAAGGUCGGAUUGGCAAGGUCUUCUCGGUGGAUAGUGAGCUUCGUGGGUGGUUUGACAUUUGUGCGGCCGACUAUCUGAAUCGGAGCGACGAUCAACAUACUCUCGAGAGUAAGCUGCGUCGAUAUCUGCAUACCAGAGGCGUUACCAGUCGCGAUUAUGCAUUCGCAUAUCUGGUGACGGCACCACGCUUUUUGGGCUAUAGCUUUAAUCCAGUGUCCUUUUGGUACAUAUAUGACUCCAACGCCAGCUUGAAGUAUAUGAUUCUUGAAGUCAACAAUACAUUCGACGAGCGAAGAAUGUACCUACUCAAGUCAGAUGCUACCAUGGCCGACAAGGACCGAAACGGUGAAUCUGGUAACGCGAUGGUCUUCACGGACUCUUGGGAGAAGGACUUCCAUGUAUCGCCGUUCAACAGUCGGAAAGGAUCCUAUUCCCUCCGAGCGAUAGAUCCUUUGGCUGGUUACGAACAAACAGGUCACGUCAGGAUAGACAACACCAUUGUGCUAAAGUCUUCCAAGGAACAUACCAAAAUAGUAGCGCGCGUCUUCUCAGAGGGCACGCCCAAAGAACCAGAAAACAUCACGACUCUGCAACUGGUGAAGUUCAUAUCUGCCUGGUGGUGGGUUGGUCUGGCCACAUCUCCUCGCAUCGUAUGGGAAGCACAGAAGCUAUACUUCCGCCGGAAACUACACGUCUGGUAUAGGCCAGAAGUCGUCCCCACCAGUAUCGGACGCACAUACACCACCGAGGAGGCAGCUCUGGAGGAAAUCUUCCGAGACUUCCUGACGCAAGCUGUCGAGCAUGCCGAGCGUCCGCUGCGAGUCAUCUAUGAGCCCGCUCACCACCAACACGACGAGAUUGUGCUUUACUCGUCCAACUUCACCUACAAAGAAGAUCAUGCGAGCACGCUCACACUAAAAAUUCUCUCACCAGCUUUCUACAGCCGGUUCGUGCAUUAUGCUCACGCGAAAGAGGCUUUCGAUCGCGAAUGCCUCUUCACUGAUGAGAAGAAUCGCACUCUGACCAUCGAUGGAACUCAAGCUCUACCCGAUCUGUUCCACGCCAUGGCACACACCUCUCGAAUCGCAACCACAACUCCCAACGACAUGAGUGCAGUGGAACGUCUCCGCUGGAAAUUCCUCCUCCGAAGACUGCGAUGUCCACCCGCUGUAGCGAGCUAUUCAGAACGUCCCCGAAGAGCUUCUGAGCAGCAGCAGCAGCAGCAGUACAAAGUCCACGACAUCCGCUCGUUCCACUUCUCCGAAAUGGACCAUUACGUGCAACAUACCCAUCAUCGAGAAACAUACCGAAGAAUCCUCGUGAGAUUAUUCCUCGCCGAGCGAUUCGCCAUGGGCAUACCACUUCUCAUCUCACUGGGUGAUGGUAUCCUCCGA